AAUUUGCGUACAGCCAAUCAGCGGGAGAUAUGCAGAUUUUGACAGCUCUGAGAAGGAUCUUUAUCUGUAUGUUCUCAGAGCCGCGCAGGAACAGAACGAUCUAACCGGCGAAAAGAGCAGAAACGAGCUAAAAACAGCGUAUUUUACCGGCUAGUUUGGACCUUUUAGAUCGGAUUUACCUCAAUCCGUGCUGGAUUAUACGAGAAACAUGACUUUUGAGGACUUUAACGGAGAAUAUCCUGUGGAAAAGAUGGAUUCUGUGUCCAAAGCUCUGGAGGAGGUCCUCAGUGCAGCUUUGCUCCAAGGCUGCAUCACAGUUGGAGUUUAUGAAGCGGCGAAGUCGCUAAAUGUGGACCCUGAUAACGUGGUGCUCUGCAUCCUGUCCACCGACGACGAGGACGUUAAAGACGUGGCUCUUCAGAUUCACUUCACUUUAAUCCAGGCGUUCUGCUGUGAGAACUACAUCGACAUCCUGCGGGUGAAGAGCACCAGACGCCUGGCCGAGAUCCUCGGAGGAGGAGGAGGAGGAGGAGGGAAGCCUGGAGGAGAGCAGAUGGACUUCCACUGCGUCCUGGUCACUAGCCCACGUUCCUCCACGUGGAAGAACCCGUCUCUCUGGAAAGUGAACGACUUCUGCCAGCAGAGCCGCGACAGGGACCAGUGGGUUCCCAUCAUCAACCUUCCAGAACGAUGAAGAACCGAGACUUUAAAAAAGAAAAGCCUCUCAAAAAAAUGAGAAAAUGUAUUGAAAAUGCAAAUCCCAAAAGGCCCCGCCCCCUCCGGUCGCACGCGGUUCCAGGAAGUUGGACGGCAGCGCGGGGGAGGGGCUUUUUCGUCUCCGGCGAAAGAAAAAAGUCAAGGUGACUCAGCAGGUUUUUGUUUUUGCUUUUCUUGCGAAGAGUGGAGGAACUCGGCCAACACUCUGACUCCGCCAAUCAUGAAUCAGAGCCGGAGAAAUCUCCGAGAUUAUCUCAGGAUUUCUUCAGGAUUUUGUCAGGAUUUCUUCAGGACUUCUUUAGAAGGAGCUCCACCACAGAGGGGCCUUUGUGUUUUGUGUUUUGGAUGAAACAUGAAAGAUACAAAAAUAUAUAUAAAUAUAUAUAUAUGAACUUUUGCAAAGUCACUGUUUGUAUUUUCAGGAAAUUGUUUGUUGUAUUGUUUGUAAUACAGUGUAGCGUUGAUUUAUUAUUAUUAUUAUUAUUAUACAGUGUGUUAACAUUUUACUAUUAUUUAAACGUUAAUAAUAAUUUUUGUAGAACAAAAGGGGAAAGAGAUACUGAACCACUGAAAUGCUUUACUUUAACUUUUAACUUUAAAAUAACUUAAUUGUUCUUUCUUUAUUUUUUUUCCACAGUACAUUAAAUUAUUAUUUUAUUAAAUGUAUUAAAUAAUAUUAAUUUAAGAAGAAAAAGUCAAAAGUAUUUAUAUGUUAAGUUUAAGUUAAACUUUUUUAUACUGUUAAAACCUGCAGGCCUGUGAAUGGUACUUUUGAUGUAUUUUGUGAUGCAAUAAAGUAUAUUUUGAAAAAAACAAGCAAAAAAAAAAAGUAUAAUGCUUUUUUUCGCAGUGCAGAUCUUUCUACUGCCGCUUUCUGGAAGCACGUCUCACUCUCUUCACCUCCACACACACAAAUCACCGGAGUGUGAUCACACUCCGGCCUCGGUGAACUUGGUGACUCCCUAUUGGUCCAGACAAAAGCCUCCCCGAGCCUCUGGUCCUCAUUCUGCUUCAGUCAGCGAAACUCUGUCCCCAAACCCAUUCAGCUGUACAUCAGCUUCCCUUUUCAGCAGGUUCAGCUGCACAGCGCUGUAUUAUAUAGCUUUUGUAGUGCAGCCUCCCAUCACAUACGGCCUUCUGUGACCUUUAACUUUGAACUAUUUAACUACUUAUUUAAAGAUCUCAAUGCAUCGUGUUUUCAUUCAUUUUAAAAUCUAAAAAUAGUCUAGUUGUGGUAAAUCUCUAGUAUGAAUGAAUGCCAUGUGAAAAAAAGUGUUCCGGUGAUCCGGUUUAACGCUGCUUUAGUCUGGUUAAGAAGUGGGUUGUGAGAAAACGACAGAAUUUCAGCUUUUGCUCAUGAAUAUUCAUACAUGCACAGUAUGUAUAACAGUCUUUGCAAUGUCAUAUGUUACUUUACAACAUGUGUAAUAAAGUGCAGUUCAGCCACUGA
Molecule: messenger RNA, 2167 nt
Organism: Astyanax mexicanus (Mexican tetra)
Lineage: Eukaryota; Metazoa; Chordata; Actinopteri; Characiformes; Acestrorhamphidae
Gene: gadd45aa
Product: growth arrest and DNA-damage-inducible, alpha, a
Exons: 4
Coding region: 209-694 (161 amino acids)
Biological process (GO): regulation of cell cycle
Cellular component (GO): cytoplasm; nucleus
Source: RefSeq, a predicted model, not a curated record